Molecule: messenger RNA, 4383 nt
Organism: Erythranthe guttata (spotted monkey flower)
Lineage: Eukaryota; Viridiplantae; Streptophyta; Magnoliopsida; Lamiales; Phrymaceae
Source: RefSeq, a predicted model, not a curated record
UAGAGAGCACCUGCUAUCUAAAAAUCUACACAUACUCUCAUGUGUGAGGCAUUAAGAGAGACACAAACACCAUCUAUUCUAUAUAUUAUAUAAUAUAUAUUGUUUUUAUAUAUGCAUUAUGUUUGUAUCUGUAGACAAACACAGAGAAUCAUCUUAUAUAUAAUCAUAUAUUAUAAAUAUGUAUGUAGAGCCACCACAUAUAUCAUAUAUAUAUAUAUACACACACUCACUAUCUGACUAACUUCAUUCCCCUAGAGUCAUUUUUAGCGCACUUUCUUACGCAUAUAUAUUCAUAUUUAAAGUGCACUUUUUUGGUGGGGUUAUGAAAUAUGUCCCACAAAUGUAUGAAAUCUGAUAUAAAGCUCACUACCAUGCCUCCCUGUUGAAAAGAUCAUCCAUAAUAUUCUUAUUAUUAUGUAUAUAUAUAAAUAAAUACAUAAUAAUAAGAAUAAGAAGUCUUUUCUUCAUUGGAGGAAAAUAUUGUUUUGGCAUUGACUUUACAAACAAACAAACAAACAAGAAUCUUAAAUGUGGGUGUUGGCCUCUCUUUACAGUGGAAUUUUCAGACAUCAUUAUAUAAUAUAGUUCAAAAUCAAUCCCCUUUUUUUAUUUUCAUUUUUUAAUUGUGCUGCCUUUUCCCAGGUCACUUAUUGGCUCUUAUUACCAUCAUCAUGGGUCCUAUUCAUAAUCAUCAUUCUCUAGGAUAUAUCAUUAAUAUUCAAUGGCAUAAAUUUCUGACUCCAUAAUGAGAUUGAAAUAAUGGUUUUUUAAUAAAUAAAUAAAUAAAAGAAAUGUGAUAAUAUGUUUGUUGCAAAUGGACCAUGGCUAGUGUUGUAUCAUUAGUUGGCCCCCCCUUUUUUUUCCAAGUCCAUCUGUAGAAGACCCUUUUUGCUCCCAAUCUUGAUGGCAUAUAACACAUGCUUUUGUAUGCCUUUGUGUCAAGUUGCUUCUAAUAAUAAUAAUAAUAAUAAUUAUUAUUAUAUAUCUUUAUGUUGCAAUCAAGAUUGCAAGAUAAAUAUUUUCCAUGGGUUGGAUUUUUUCUUUUAAAUCGAGACUCAUGGGCUACGGUCUGAUUACGUACAUCACUUGUAAAGAGUUGAGAUUGCAAAUUGCAAUACUUAUAACGGUGUACUUCAUGUUAUACACGACUAAGUACACCAAAUUAUAUUAUUAUUAUUAUUAUCAUUCGUUGACACAAAAAUACAUACAUCCAUGUAUUGAUGUGUGAACGAAACAUAGAUCUUCCAUGAGUUCACUCAAGCUUAAUAAGCUUACAAGUAGUGAAUUCAUAGUGCAAUCUAGACUUUACCCACUUAUAACUCACUAGGAUAGCUCUUAUUGAAGUGACUUAUGCUUAUAAGCUUAUAAGUUAUAAGCAGUAAUUUCUCAAUAAUUUGUGGAAUUAUUGGCGCUAUACAGAACUUGUGUCUGUAUAUAGAGAGAGAGGAGAAAUGUAGUUUGUGAAAAGAUUGAAGCCGCGUUAGGUGUCGGCGCAUUAUUGGCAGUGCCGAUCGACAUUUCGUAGAAUCUCAUGUAAAAUCAAACCAAUGUGGUUUCGAUAACGUUAAACAUCAACGGCUUUGAGGGGCCUAAGUGUCAACACCAUAUUGAUUUAAGCACAUAAUUUUUUUCCUUGUCAUUUGGUGAAUUUGUUGUGGUUAGAAAUCAACCAACAUGAUUUCACUAUCUUCAUUAAUUUACACGUGGACUUAUAGGAAAAAAAAUAUUUCAUUUUCAGAGUUUAAUGAUUCGAAACUUAUUUAUCAAAGGAUAGAAAAACAAAAUUUUAAAUACCAGAGGGGUUUCACAGAAAUUACAAAGAUUAUUUAUUGCUCCUGCAAUUUCUUGCACAGCUUUUGCUCUACGGAUAAUGGGCCCUUACUUUGAGGUUUUUUGGACUCUUUCAAAAUUACAAAACAGUACUACUAAUAUGACUCACUCAAGUAAAACCAGCAAGGGCAUUCUAGACAUUUCCAAAUGGAGGAUUUACUUUGUAAAGAGCAAAAGGUCCAGACCACGCGUACUGGACUACUGGCACCUUCUUCUAUCUAUAGGCAAAGGCAAAUUAGCAUAAACAAGCAACACCCUUCCCGUUCCCCACGUGCCACUCCCCAAUACCACCACAGCCCGCACGUACCAGCCACUGACGUCAGCACUUCGCGAAACCAAGAAAGCCACCGCACGUGAACUACAGUGCUCUCACGUGCCGAGCAGAGUUGAAUUUUUCCGGUCAGUGAAUAAAUUAUCCUGUACCCCAAGUAAAAAUAAUUCUUUUUAUUUUUUUAUUACUAAUUCAUUGUUUAUAUUUUAAUCACUUCCCUCCGUACAAUGUUUGUUUAAAUAUCCCCCAGCGACCAUUUUUUCCAACCAUCUCUCUCUCUCUCUCUACUCUUUCUCUCUCCUAAACACACACACAGAGCUGUAGCUCUGUAAGCCAUACUGUUCCUACUUCCUACUACUAUCGUCUCCAUUCUCUCCGAUCGUACGGAAACCCUAAUCAGCUGUUAAUAUAUAUAUACUCCCACACACAAUAUAUAUACAUUCCUGAAAAUUCGUGGGCUUUUGAGAAUUUGUCUCACUGUUUACUUAGUGUGAAUAUUUGACUUUGUUUCUAUCCUUUUGUCACUGUUCAAACAUUCCCAUUUUCCAUUCUUCGAAUCUGAUUCUUCCAGAGAAACAAGAAAAGUCAAAAAAAUCGAUUUUACAUGAAAUACAAUCUUCGUCCAUAAAAAAAAAUGUUAGAAGAAUCCCGCCGGAAUUCCGAGGAGUUGAUUUCCGACGGAUUGUUCUACUCCAGCAAAAUUAGUUCGAUGAGCAGUGACACGACUACUGUGAGCCAUUGCACCAGCUUCAGCCGCUUGUCGUUCGAUCUUCCGACGAGUUCGCCGGAGCAGCAGGCGGCGCUGAGGCCGCACCGCUCGUCGGAUUCCUCGUUCCAGGCCAUUCGGUCCAAGGCGAACUUGACGUUCCGCGACUUCAGCCUGGUGCGGCAGAUCGGCAGCGGUGACAUUGGCCGGGUCUACUUAUGCCGCCUCCGCGCCUCGGCGGAGGAGGGGCGGCUGUACGCCAUGAAAGUGGUGGACAAUGAGGUGUUGGCUUUCAAGAAGAAGACACGGCGGGCGGAGACGGAGAGGAAAAUCAUGAGGCUUCUGGACCACCCGUUUUUGCCCACUCUUUACGCAGAGUUCGAGGCGUCGAAUUUCUCUUGUGUGGUGAUGGAGUACUGCUCCGGCGGCGAUUUGCAUUCUCUCCGGCAUAAGCAGCCGCAGAAACGGUUCUCUCUCAGCUCCGCUAGGUUUUACGCAGCAGAGGUUUUGGUUGCUCUGGAAUAUCUCCACAUGUUAGGAAUAAUCUACAGAGAUUUAAAGCCCGAAAACGUGCUAGUCCGAUCCGAUGGUCACAUUAUGCUCACCGACUUCGAUCUCUCCCUUUGCUCUGACGCAAUCCCAGCCGUCGAAUACCCCAACUUCUCGCCGGACCCACUUUCCUCCCCGAAAUCACCCAACUCCUCCUCACUCACCCCAUUCUCGUGUCUUUUUCGGUCGAAGAAAAUCCAGUCUCUGGCCACUAACCGCCUCUUCGUGGCGGAGCCAGUCUCCGCCAGGUCGUGCUCCUUUGUUGGGACGCACGAGUAUGUGGCGCCCGAGGUGGCGUCGGGUGGGUCCCACGGCAACGCCGUCGACUGGUGGGCCUUCGGCAUCUUUAUCUACGAGAUGGUCUAUGGGCGGACCCCAUUCGCCGGACCUACUAACGAGGCCACACUACGUGGCAUCGCGAAGCGGCCGCUCACAUUCCCCAGUGACGUGCCGCCGUGUGGCGGUGCGUCGGAAAUGCACGCGCGGGAUUUGAUCACCCGUUUGCUGAAUAAGGACCCGAAUAGGAGGCUCGGGUCGAAGCGCGGGUCGGCGGAGGUGAAGACCCACCCGUUUUUCAAAGGGUUGAAUUUUGCGCUGAUCCGAUCCGUUACGCCUCCGAUUCUUCCGGUUGUUCGGACGCAGAAGGUGGCUGCGUCGUUUGGUGUCUUCUGAUUUAAUUUUAAGAUAAAUAUAAAUGAAUUUAAUUAACAUAAUAUAUAUAUGACUGUUUUGUACUAUGUAUAGAUAGGUUGCGGCGAUAUAAAACGGUUUUCACGUAAUUAUUGUCUCGUAAUAGUUUGGUUUUACUAGGAAUGACGACGAUCGAGUCGAGACAAAAAACAUUUGGAUUAGGUAGAAAAUGUGUGUUUUUAGAUUAUGGUUAGAGGGAAAUGCUCUGUUUCACCCCACUUUUAAGUGGUGUUUGCAAACGCUUUGAUUAUGAGCUUUUUUUGUUUCAAAAUUAGAUUUUUUUAAACAUUAAAUACUCAUAAUCACUUUGGAAAAAACGUUUACAAACACCACUUUA